Molecule: messenger RNA, 318 nt
Organism: Coccidioides immitis RS
Lineage: Eukaryota; Fungi; Ascomycota; Eurotiomycetes; Onygenales; Onygenaceae
Exons: 1
Coding region: 1-318 (105 amino acids)
Source: RefSeq, a predicted model, not a curated record
AUGUCUUUGACUGUUGGACUAUAUGUCAUCAUUUUUGAUGAUGGUGGUGUAUACAAGCACUGGAGUCUCUUUAUUGAUGGGCCAACAGAUGCAGAAAAGAUCAUUCUCCAUGUCAUGAGUUCCUCUACCAGAUAUUGUUUUGACAUGAGGAACUCAAACACUCAUAAAUCAGCAACUCUCUUGGAGAUGAUUCACCUGUGCAAUAUGGACACUUCUAAAAUCAGCAUGAUUAAGAACGUUGCAAAAAAGUGGUUAUCCAUAAUGAAUAUUUGGGCUAUAACUGUCAGGACUAUGUCCUUGACCUUCUGGAUGACUUGA